Molecule: messenger RNA, 877 nt
Organism: Sorex araneus (European shrew)
Lineage: Eukaryota; Metazoa; Chordata; Mammalia; Eulipotyphla; Soricidae
Gene: PCP2
Product: Purkinje cell protein 2
Exons: 4
Coding region: 415-789 (124 amino acids)
Molecular function (GO): protein binding; guanyl-nucleotide exchange factor activity
Source: RefSeq, a predicted model, not a curated record
CCCCCAACUCCUGGGGAGGCCGCCAAAGCCGAGGCAAACUCGUUUGUGGGACACCUAAUUAGCUAGCGGGUCUCCCAGGACCCCUGACCCAGUUGCUGCCUGCGGAGGUGCCCCUGGGAAAGGGGGUUCGUGCGCUCGGCGCCGCCGCUCGGACAGAGGUCAGGGCUGAUAGGGUGGACCCCGGGGGAGGUGCUGGGGGGUGGGGGCUGGUGCGAGGAUUUAGGGGUGACCCCGCCCCCAGGCAAUCCUCCCAUCUGGCCCAGAAGUAGGACACGGCUCCCCCUGCACCCCCCUCCCCGCCUCCGCAGCCUCUCCCACGAGGGGGGACCACGUCAGCCGGGGGGGGGGGGGGGGACGGGGAAGGAGCCGCCGGCCUCAUUUGUAGCAGCUCAGCCGAGCCGAGCGGAAGGGUCUAUGGCGGGCGCCCCGGACCAGGAGGGCUUCUUCGACCUGGUCAGCCACGUGCAGGGCGGCCGCAUGGAGGAGCAGCGAUGCCAGCUGCAGGCCGAGCCGGGCCAGAGCCCCGAGAGCUCCCCCGGAACAGAGCGUGGCCCUGCACCCGAGAUGGACAAUCUCAUGGACAUGUUGGCCAGUACCCAGGGCCGUCGCAUGGACGAUCAGCGCGUGACUAUCAGCGCCCUGCCCGGCUUCCAGCCUGUGGGCCCUAAGGACAAAAUGCAGAAGCGCCCUGGGACCCUGAGCCCCCAACCCCUGCUUGUGCCUCAGGACCCGAUGGCACUCAGCUUCCGUCGAAACAGCAGUCCCCAGCCCCAGACCCAAGGCCCCUGAAGGGCCUGAGGAAGCUGGGCGGGCCCCGUCCCCCCCAACCGGCUUCUCCUACAGGCAGAUAAUAAAGGACGGCUUGAGGACAAGGAAC